This is a messenger RNA of Ornithodoros turicata, 2742 nucleotides long. It is a transcript of the gene Mcm5, whose product is annotated as DNA replication licensing factor mcm5-A-like. Gene Ontology annotation, molecular function: 3'-5' DNA helicase activity; ATP binding; single-stranded DNA binding. Gene Ontology annotation, cellular component: nucleus; MCM complex. Gene Ontology annotation, biological process: double-strand break repair via break-induced replication; DNA replication initiation; DNA replication. NCBI's taxonomy places the organism in Eukaryota, Metazoa, Arthropoda, Arachnida, Ixodida, Argasidae. The record is from RefSeq and is a predicted model, not a curated record. The coding region runs from base 608 to 2692 and encodes 694 amino acids. The transcript has 15 exons.
AAAUCACUCACUGAGGCUAUUUAUAAGCUAUCGAAGACUAUAUGAGAACAGGUAUACGUUUUUUGAUUGUCCCAAUUUGAUCGGAGUAUCAUUCGGCACUGUUGCCUGUAAAUCUUCCGAAAUUGAACUUAUUUAACGGAUUCCACCACAGCUGAAACAGGGCGCGAAUGUUUCACUAAAAAUUCGGGAGUACAAACAUCAAGGAACUAAAAUUACUUACCUCCAUGUGGUAAUUAGCAUGAAACAAGAAGCACAACACACACACGUCCACCUACGACAGCGCGAAACCGACGACUGAGAACAAUUGAUGUCUUCAUGCGCUGACCAGGGCACUACAUUCAUAGCCACCGGCGCCGAGGCGUACGAACACAACGAAUGAUACCCCUCAGGAUCUAGCGCCUCCCGUGCCUUUGCCUAUGUGAGUGCUUCCGACAUUUUUUGCCGCUGUGCUACAGUUCUGUGCAAAAUCUGGAAAAGCAGAGCGAAGACUGGUUCCGUGAUUGAGUGUCGAAACUCUGACAGGGAUCUGAUCGUGUGGGACGAAGCUGUUUGUUAAAUUCAUGAGCCGUCGCUAUACAAAGACUGCCCGCGUUCGAGGCCUUUUGCAAUGCACGGGUUUCCACAAAGAGAAAAAAUCAAGCUGAUUCGACAACGAGAUCAAUUAAAGCAGCACUACAACAUGGGACAUUACUGGUUGGAAGUCUCUCUUGAGGAUCUUGCCAGCUUUGACGAAAUGUUGGCAGACAAGUUGAUGAAGCAGCCUUCAGAUCAUCUACCAGUGUUUGAAGAAGCAGCCAAGGAAGUUGCAGAUGAGAUCACGCGUCCUCGGCCGGAAGGGGAAGAAGAAAUUGCUGACAUCCAGGUCAUCCUGAAAUCUGAAGCCCUUCCACUGCCCAUGAGAGAGAUUAGGUCUGACCAAGUGUCACGGCUUGUGAAGGUGCCUGGCAUAGUCAUUUCAGCAUCAGGGAUCAAAGCCAAGGCUAUCAGCAUUGCACUGCAGUGCCGAUCCUGUCGGGAAACUGUGCCCAAUGUCGCAAUCAAGCCUGGCCUUGAGGGUUAUGCACUUCCACGACGUUGCAAUAGUGAUCGCAGCGGGCAGCCCAACUGCCCAGUGGAUCCGUACUUCAUUGUCCCAGACAAGUGCAAGUGUGUUGACUUCCAGGUGCUCAAGAUGCAAGAAGUUCCAGAGGAAGUGCCCUAUGGAGAGAUGCCUCGUCAUUUGCAACUGUAUUGUGACAGGUACCUGUGUGAGCGUGUUGUGCCUGGGAACAGAAUCACGGCCAUCGGUGUGUACUCCAUUAAAAAGGCUGGACGCCCUACAAAGAAAGGACCACACGAGAAAUCCAACAUCGGCAUCCGUGCUCCGUACUUGCGUGUCGUGGGAAUCACGGUGGACACCGAUGGGGCAGCACGUGUUGGUCGGGCACCCCUUUCUCCUGACGAGGAGGAUUUCUUCCGUCACUUGGCUAGCAGUGACAACGUCUAUGAGCGCAUCGUCAACAGCAUUGCUCCUUCAAUUUAUGGCUGCCCAGACAUGAAGAAAGCCAUUGCCUGCCUCUUGUUUGGUGGGUCGGUUAAAAGGCUCCCUGAUGGCUUGCGGAGACGUGGUGACAUCAACUUACUGCUGCUGGGUGAUCCUGGAACAGCAAAGAGUCAGCUGCUAAAAUUUGUUGAAAAAGUGGCCCCUAUUGCAGUCUACACAUCAGGCAAAGGCAGCAGCGCAGCAGGUUUGACUGCAUCUGUGACAAGAGAUGCAGCCACGAGGAACUUCGUGAUGGAAGGAGGGGCCAUGGUGCUGGCAGAUGGUGGAGUUGUCUGCAUAGAUGAGUUUGACAAGAUGCGAGAAGAUGACAGGGUGGCCAUACAUGAAGCCAUGGAGCAGCAGACCAUCUCAAUUGCGAAGGCAGGUAUUACGACAACCCUCAACUCUCGCUGCUCUGUUCUGGCGGCGGCCAACAGUGUCUUUGGUCGCUGGGACGAUACAAAGGCCGACGAGAACAUUGACUUUAUGCCUACCAUUCUGUCCCGUUUUGAUAUGAUUUUUGUUGUCAAAGAUGUCCAUGAUGAGCGGAGAGACACGACUUUGGCGAAGCACGUGAUGAAUAUCCACAUGAAUGCUGCCGCCGAAGAACCAAAAGAAGGGGAGCUCAGCCUCAAUGUCCUGAAGAAGUAUAUUGCCUUCUGCAGAGAAAAAUGUGGUCCACGGCUGUCUCCUCAGGCUGCUGAGAAACUGAAGAACCGGUAUGUACUCAUGCGCAACGGAACCAGAGAGCAUGAACAAGAAACGGACAAGAAGUGCAGCAUUCCUAUCACCGUCAGGCAACUGGAGGCAAUCAUACGUACUGCUGAGUCACUGGCCAAGAUGCAACUGCAGCCCUUUGCAACAGAGUCUCACGUGGAUGAAGCCUUGAGGCUUUUUCAGGUGUCCACACUAGAUGCAGCACAUUCUGGAAACCUCUCUGGGGCUGAGGGCUUUACUACAGAAGAGGAGCAUCAGCUGUUGCUCCGCAUCGAGGGCCAGCUCAAGCGACGCUUUGCCAUUGGCUCACAGGUCUCAGAGCAUAGCAUUGUCCAAGACUUCCUGAAGCAGAAAUACCCUGAGCGAGCGAUCCACAAAGUCUUGCACUUCAUGAUCAGACGUGGUGAAAUCCAGCACCGAAUGCAGCGCAAGAUGCUAUACAGGAUCAAGUAACUCCCCGAUCAUUGUUCGUGUGUUUUUAUAAAUAAAUAUUUAUCGUUGCA